CCCGUGCUGAAAAGGCUGCCCCGCGGGGCGCAUAGACGUGGUCCGCCGUACCAACGCACGGGCGCAUUGCAUAUUCCACCAUAGCAACUACUCCCACAGGAUGGACGCGCAGCAGCGCAGGGACGCCUCGCUCUCCAUGCUGGAGAAUGCCAUCAUCCUGCUCGAGGGCCAAGAACUGGGAGGGGAGCGCACACGACUAAAUGAAGCAAGGGAGCGCCUCGGCCGCCUCGUCGACGCCGCCGCCGCGCCAACACGCGACGACAACGACGACGCCGACUCGCCGCGCGCCGAGGCGCGGCCGGCGUUGGACACGAAGACGUCGAUGCGCAGACGGCAAAGGUCGGACCUGAGCCUCGCCCAGGGCGACAGCAUCCACGUCGCGGCGAAACACGUCCCCUUCAUGGUCCGGCCCGGAUCUAGAUACAGAAUAUGGUGGGACGUGACCACAGCAAUCUUAUUAGUAUACGUGGCCAUCGCGGAGCCGUUUGUCGUGGUCUUCGCGCCCGCCUUCGCGCAGGAGGCUAGUUACAAAGGCUGGGAGUGGUUCAUGGACUCCUUUUUCGUAUCUGAUGUGCUCCUGAACUUCCGGACGGGGUAUGUGGACGCGAACGGCGUCGAGGUCCUCGCGCCGAAGGAGUGCGCUCUGCACUACGCGAAGACGUGGUUCUGCCUCGAUUUCGUGUCGUGCUUGCCGUUCUUCCUGCAGUUCUCGUCGGCCCGCGUGUCGGCCCUGCGCGCGGCCAAAAUUUUGAAGCUGGGACGGGUCUUCAAGACCUUCAAGGUUUUCAGGCUGGACAACUUCACGGACAGCGAAUGGAUCGAAGACUUGAUCCAUGGCGUGAAAGCACGAGUCGCGGGGAAGGUCGCCAAAUUAGUGCUAUUGACGGGCUUACUCUCACAUUACAUGGCCUGCGCCAUGUAUUUAAGUGGAGAAGGCUAUUUACAAAACUACUGGGACAAGGAGUGCGACAAAACUGUAUGUGAUUGGCGCGGCGCGAAGGAGUGGCCCGCGCGGCGCAAGUACCUAGUCUGCUUCUACUGGUCCAUCACGACCAUUUCAAGUGUGGGCUACGGCGACAUCCUGCCGCGGUCGGACCACGAGCGCGUCUUCACGGUCUUCGCGAUGCUCCUAGGAGGCGCUUUCUACGGCUACGUCAUCGGAGAAACGGCAGCAAUCGUCACGAAAUUCGAUGCCAAUCACGCGGAACGCUUCCAGAAGCUCGACGCGAUUCGCGCGUGGAUGGACCACCACCACUUCCCGCGGGCAUUGCGACGUAAAGUACGAAGAUCCUACAAGAUCUACUUCGCGAACCACAUGGCCCUCGACGAGGGCGCCAUCAUCAGGGAGCUCGAGCCGCAGUUGCAGGAAGAAAUAGCUGAGGUAUUACUGCCGGCGGUGGUCCGUAAUGUACCUUUGUUGCGAGGCUUACCGACGGGCGCAAAAGCGAAGUUCGUCAACGUGUUUCGGCGGAUGCAGGUCGACCCCGACACGGCGAUUGUUCGAGCCGGCGAACCUUCGAAUGCGAUGUUCGUCAUCGUCUCCGGCAAGUGCUCCGUGUCGUCCGGUUCGAAGCACGGGGCCUUUCGGGCGGUGUCGGCCGGCCCGGGCGACGCCUUUGGGGAGCAUGCACUAUUAGGUUUGAGGCAGACUUCUAGAGUCACGGUGACGGCGCGGACGCCGUGUUUGCUCAUCGUGUUCCCCGAGGACAAGUUCCGGCACGAGUUUUCUGAAUUACCGGAGGUCGUCGAUCAACUCCGGGCCACUGCUAGAGAAAUCCAUUCGGACAUCCUCCACCCGCCGUCCUCUCAUUCUCUGGUGACAGAGCAGCGGUACACGAUGAAGGGCACGCUCGGCGCGCUCGAGGAGAUCCGGACGCCGGCGAACGCCAGUCGAAGUCUACCACCACCGUCGUCAUAAUACUAUAUAUGUGUGAGUUAGGC
Molecule: messenger RNA, 1941 nt
Organism: Pelagomonas calceolata
Lineage: Eukaryota; Pelagophyceae; Pelagomonadales; Pelagomonadaceae
Source: the annotation of a GenBank genome assembly